Molecule: messenger RNA, 1266 nt
Organism: Vanessa tameamea
Lineage: Eukaryota; Metazoa; Arthropoda; Insecta; Lepidoptera; Nymphalidae
Product: SREBP regulating gene protein
Exons: 4
Coding region: 212-883 (223 amino acids)
Biological process (GO): positive regulation of SREBP signaling pathway
Source: RefSeq, a predicted model, not a curated record
UGAAGUUGUCAAUAUCACUGUCGGAAUUUGAGUGUUUAAUGUUUAUAAAAUAUGUUUUAGUAUUUUAUCCUAGUUUCACCGUAUAUAUUAUUCAAUUAAUUUAAUAUAUUUAUUAGUUAUAAAACUGAUAUUUGGAAUGGGACACACAUUAUUAUAAUGGAAAUAUACAUGGAGAAAGUUUCGAUAAUUACGCCGUAGUGGGACUAACAAAAUGCUAAUAUGUAUUCCGUCUUUCUGUUUUUGUUUUAUUGAAAUAAAAGGGAAAUCCUUAUUACAUUUGAAAAUGUGGUACGCAGCUUUAUUACGAUUUAUUCGAAGACGAUUAGUAUUGGGUAUAAUAUUUGCGUCAUCUUUAACGUAUUGCAUUGUUAGUUUCUUAAAAGAGGGACACGGUAGAAAUAUGGUUUACCAAGAUAUAUCUCUUGAAAAGAAACCAUUUGUAUGGAGAACACUUCAGGAGCAUAAUGAAACCAAUGAAAUAGCAUGUAGAAAUUCACUUCAAGGCAAAUCAGUUUUAGUUGAUGACCGAGGUUAUAUAUGUCAACGGGAAGACUUAGCCAAGAAUGGUUGCUGUAACAUAGAAAGUGAAAACACAAAGCGGUAUAGCUGCAAGUCAUGUAAUGAAAGCAGCUGUUGUAUUAUGUUUGAAUACUGUGUGUCCUGCUGCAUAGAUCCUACUAAGAGAAGUAUGCUUCAAAUUGUACUUUCAAAACUCUCAACGGACGAGAAUGUGUUAUUUCAUUCAAUAACUGAUGAUUAUGAGUUGUGUAUGACGAAGUGUCGCACCAGCUCUCACAGUGUCCUACACGAGAAUUCCUACAAGAAUCCAGCCCAUAAAUAUUGCUUUGGCAAUGGAGUGUUGGAAACUAAACCACCCGAUUAGCAGUUACUACUACGGAUAUUACGUAGGACUGUGCAGUUAAGUGUUAAACAAUUUGCCUGAGGAUUAUACAAUUAUAUACAUAAAUGACAUUUUGUGCUUAACCACGACAUUUAUUAGGUUAUACUUGUUUCGUAUUUUACCAAUAAUAUAUCCACGUUUAUUUUGUUUUCCAAAACAAACUAUGAGGCUUUUUGACGUGAAUAAUUUUAUAUAUUAGAAUAACAAAUGAAUAAUAAAAAUAACAAAUACAAUUGUCAAUUUAAAUUCUUAUAUUAAAACUUUUUAAUUUAAUUAUGUAAUCAAGUAUUUUACGUACUUACCUAUCAAAUAAAUGUUGAAAAUUGUAACCGGUUAAAAAUAAGGAAUUCCAACAAAAGAGGUUG